Messenger RNA from Manihot esculenta (cassava), 1686 nucleotides. Its product is annotated as peroxidase 55. Lineage: Eukaryota; Viridiplantae; Streptophyta; Magnoliopsida; Malpighiales; Euphorbiaceae. Bases 125 to 1099 code for a protein of 324 amino acids. The transcript is spliced from 3 exons. Gene Ontology annotation, biological process: response to oxidative stress; hydrogen peroxide catabolic process. The record is from RefSeq and is a predicted model, not a curated record. Gene Ontology annotation, molecular function: peroxidase activity; heme binding.
UAUAUAUUUCUUGCAAGCUUUGCAUCUUUAUUUUUAAAUCUCUCUUUCUAUAUAAUGGUCAAAGCUGAAGGGCAGAGAGAAUAAACAGAGAGAGAGUUUUAAGUUUUACAGACUUGUGAAGACAAUGGAGGCAAGAAGAGGAUUGUUCUUGCUGAUGAUUUUAAUGAUGAUUACAAACAAUGGAGAAGCACAACUGACAGAGAACUUCUACAGCUCAAGCUGUCCGGCAGUGGAAGCUAUAGUGAAGCAGGCGGUGAGCACAAAGUUCAGCCAGACGUUCACUACAAUUCCGGCAACUCUUCGUCUGUUCUUUCACGACUGCUUCGUUACUGGUUGUGAUGCCUCAAUUAUGGUUUCAUCACCAAAUGGAGAUGCAGAGAAAGAUGCUUCAGACAAUCUCUCUCUUGCAGGAGAUGGCUUUGAUACUGUCAUAAAAGCGAAGGCAGCAGUUGAAGCACAAUGUCCAAAUGUUGUCUCCUGUGCAGAUAUUUUAGCAAUCGCUGCAAGAGAUGUCGUCGUCCUGGCCGGAGGUCCAUCAUUCAGCGUAGAGUUAGGGAGAAGAGAUGGCUUAAUUUCUAAAUCAUCACUUGUGUCUGGAAAUCUACCUGAACCUGACUUCACUCUUUCUAAACUCAACGCCAUUUUUGCUAAAAACAACCUUAGCCAAAUCGACAUGAUUGCACUCUCAGGAGCACACACAUUAGGAUUCUCUCACUGCAACCGUUUUGCAAAUCGUAUCUAUUCAUUCUCUCCAUCUUCUCCUGUUGAUCCUUCUCUGGAUCCUGACUACGCCAAGCAGCUCAUGGCUGCCUGUCCUCGCAAUGUUGACCCUGUCAUAGCCAUAGACAUGGACCCAACAACGCCACGAACAUUUGACAAUGUUUAUUAUCAGAAUCUGGUUGCUGGUAAGGGCUUGUUUACUUCAGAUGAGGUGCUGUUCACUGAUCCUGCGUCUAAGCCUAUGGUUGUUGAUUUCGCUAAUAGCCCUGGCGAUUUUAAUGGAGCCUUUGUCACGGCUAUGAGAAAACUUGGUAGAGUUGGAGUUAAGACUGGCAGCCAAGGUCGCAUAAGGACAGAUUGUACAAUCCUUAAUUCUUAGUACUUGAAUGUGUUGCUUGUGCUUGUGUAAUUAGAAAUUGGAUUAUAUAGCAAUAAAGGAAUAAGCAUACACAACUCCCAUGUGAUAAAAUGUAAGAAAUAAUAUAUAUUAUUGAAAUUUUCUUUUCAAGAGAAAAGAGUACGGAAUAACUAUUUCGUUAACGAAGAAAAAAUAUAAACACGUUUUAAUAAAUUUCUAAAAAUACAAAAAAUGAUUUGUUAAUAAUAACAAUAUCUAGAAACUAAAUAAUAUUUUUUUUUUGUUAAUGAACUUAAAUUGAAACUUCUGAGCUAAAUGAAACAAAAAAUUAAAAAUAGAUUAAAACUAAACUUCCCUAAUCCUUUUAUAUACUGCCCACAAAAUGGAAAUGUCAUUCCCAACUUAAAAGAGAAACAUUAGAAUGAGCAAUAAUUCAAUCCCAACAAAAUUUCAAAAGAAUGAACCAAAAAUAAUUAAUGGAUUAUUCAAAUAGAAUAUUACAAAAAUAUACAACAUUUCAACAUUCCAAAGCUAAUCUCCUGUGACUAAAUGGCAGCACUCAGGUUACAUAUUUUAUAAAUAAAUAGUACAAAAAAAAAAAAAAAAAA